Messenger RNA from Dunckerocampus dactyliophorus (ringed pipefish), 1611 nucleotides. RefSeq names its product neutrophil cytosolic factor 1 (gene ncf1). Gene Ontology annotation, molecular function: superoxide-generating NADPH oxidase activator activity; phosphatidylinositol binding; protein binding. The transcript has 11 exons. The coding region runs from base 81 to 1319 and encodes 412 amino acids. Gene Ontology annotation, biological process: respiratory burst; superoxide anion generation. Gene Ontology annotation, cellular component: NADPH oxidase complex; cytoplasm. Lineage: Eukaryota; Metazoa; Chordata; Actinopteri; Syngnathiformes; Syngnathidae. The record is from RefSeq and is a predicted model, not a curated record.
GAUAUCAAGGCUGCCAGUCGCGUCUCUCGUCAGUCUGGUCUCCAUCCAGCCACCCAGCUGCUUUCUGCUUCCAACCCAACAUGGAGGAACUGUACAUCCGACAUGUGAAGCUGCUCGGCUUCGAGAAACGCUUUUACCCCAGUCAGCACUACGUGUACAUGCUGAUGGUGAAGUGGAGCGACCUCUCGGAGAAACUCAUCUACAGGACGUAUCCUGAAAUCUACACUUUCCAUAAAUCCCUCAAAGAGAUGUUUCCCAUUGAAUCUGGCCAAAUAGAGAAGAAGGAUCGCAUCAUUCCAUCACUGCCAGCACCACGGUGGGUGGAGAGUCAGAGGUCACGGGAAACCAAGCAGAGUACCUUGGCCGAGUACUGCCAGUCGCUGGUCAACCUGCCGCCGCACAUCUCGCGCUGCACACACCUCAACAUCUUCUUCAAAGUUCGACUGGAGGACGAAAACCCACCUGCUCCCAACGCAGUGAAAAAAAGUGAAACCUUUGUGGAGACCAAAGUCAAUAUAUCUGAGAUAUCCGGUCCCAUCAUCCUGGACACAUACAGAGUGAUCGCAGACUUCAUCAAGACAUCCAAACACGAGCUCAAUCUGCACACUGGAGACUUGGUAGAGAUUGUGGAGAAAAACCAGAACGGCUGGUGGUUCUGUCAGUGUGACACAAAACGAGGUUGGGCUCCUGCCUCCUACCUGGAACCUCUGGACGGACCAGAGGAGGCAGAAGACGUGGAGCCAAAUUACGAAGGAGAAUUGCACAUCACUGUCAGAGCCUACAAGAAGGAGACAGAGGAUGAGAUUUCUUUGGAUAAGGGGGAAACCAUCGAAGUCAUUCACAAGCUUUUGGAUGGCUGGUGGGUUGUCAGGAAAGGUGAGGAGACCGGUCACUUCCCCUCCAUGUUCCUGCAGAAAGCCGGCAAAGGCUCCAAAUAUGAAUCCACGCAGUUGCAGGGAGAGAAACCUCCACCUCGCAGGUCCACCAUUAAAAAUGCCAAGAGCAUCCACAACCGAUCUCGACAGCGCCUCAGCCAGGAGGCCUACCGCAGGAACAGUCGCCGCUACCUGCAGCAGAAGGGCGAGCGCCCCACUGCUCUGCCGAGGAAAAACAGGAACGUUGAAAAGUCACCCCUGAGGGAACGUAAGAACCAAGGAAACAUUCCCGAGCAGCUGAGCUUCAUUUCCGAGUGCGAGCUAAAGCAGGAGGCCCCGGUCAUCCCUCCGAGACCAAGUCCAGAGCUCAUCCUGGAACGCUGCACCGACAACACCCGCAAGAAAGUCAGCAUCCGAAACUCCGGAAGCAGCAGCAGCAUCUAGCAUGGAUCAUAGCAUGAUCACUUCUAGUCUCUUCUUCACUUUACUUUCACAUGAUAAUGUAUUGGUUGUACAGAUGCGAUUCCUGAUUGUUCAAGUGAAACAAAAUGAACUUUUUAAGUAAAAAUGUCAAAAUUGAGCCUUUGAGAAAAUAAUUAUUUGAAUUGAGGUCUCUCAGCUUUCUCACAGUUGCCUCUGUUGCAAAACAAUGCAAAUAAAACGCUUGAUGAAUGUAGAAAAAACAUGAAGAAAAAUAUGAGCCAAAGGGUAAAAUCAAAGAGUUGAAAAGAAUUGA